Messenger RNA from Pecten maximus, 1189 nucleotides. Its product is annotated as universal stress protein PHOS32-like. The record is from RefSeq and is a predicted model, not a curated record. NCBI's taxonomy places the organism in Eukaryota, Metazoa, Mollusca, Bivalvia, Pectinida, Pectinidae. The coding region runs from base 110 to 586 and encodes 158 amino acids. The transcript has 4 exons.
AAAACGGAAUAGACAGGAGAGGGAAUGCUACUGGUAGAUACACAGGUGAGCAACCGGUCAUCUCCUACAUAUCGCCGUGUACUGACCAGUUAGACAGACCUGUAGCAAGAUGGAGGGGAAAGCUGGACAAAGCCGAUCAGUCGUCAUAGCAAUGGAUACCAGUCCUAGCGCUAAGAAAGCUUUCCAAUGGUAUAUCGACAACAUUCACCGUCCAGGGGACCACGUGGUGUUGGUGACGGUGGUGCACGUGCGGGAUGCCUUCACGUCAGCAGAGUGGUGCAGUUUGAUGAAAUCUCUUGACUCAGACCUCAUGACAGGGAACAUCGCGAAGCAAAGACACGAAUUGGAACUUCAGCUAGAUGAACUGACGGCCAUGAUAAACGAAGCUAAGGUCAGCGGAACUGUGCAAUUUGUUCACGCUUCAAAUGCACGAAAAGGAAUUCUGGGCGUGGCAGAGGACUGCAAAGCAAGCUGUAUUGUUGUCGGGUCGAGGGGACUGGGGAACUUCCAGAGCGGAAUUCUGGGUAGUACGAGUGAACAAAUUCUCAAUAACAGCGAUGUCACAAUCAUUUUAUGUCCAAACUGAAUCGUCAAGCUGAUUGUGAAAUAGUCUGCUAAAACUGAACAUAAUCACUGGCUCGGAAUCUGAGCGGUCGUCUGCUUCACGGUCAACCUAACCGUUAACCAUUACUGUUCUUAAAGGGUUUGCCGCCAAAAUCCGACGACAGUGACUGAGAGAAAUUUCAAAAGUAUUUUGAUGAAAUAAUGUGUGUAUGUUUCCAUUAACUCAUCAACUGGCGAUCUUUAAAAUGAUAAAAUCUGAAGUAUGAGUACUAGAUAUGAAGGGAUUUUUUUACCUCUAAAACUGAUGUUCUUCAUAUUAUUGUUUUAUGUUUGGUACUAACAUAAUACACUAUAGUAAAAUACUACUGUAAAUAUCUAAACUAAAAUACGCAAGUACGGAGGACAUGUAUGACACCUGUCAUGCGUGUUAAGCGCUAAGUAAAAGUGCAAAUAGAUAUACAAUUUUUUCGCAAGUGUAAUAAAUUACCUGUCUGGAUGAGCUGUGGAGUUUGACAAAUAUUAAUGUUUAUGACCUUGACUGUAAAACAACACAGUUGUCAACCUGGCGAACCGCAACAGCAAUUUUAGGAAAGUGUCAGAUAAUAUUAAACAUGUUUAUAAUAGA